GCCGAGCCAGUAGCUGCAGCCCCUGGACAGGUAGGAGCCCUGAUGGAAUAAAUGGAAGGCGGAGGAAGUGCGCUAGCUACCACAGAGGAGGUUGUUGAGCUCAUUCCGUUAGAACAGUAUGUAUCACUUGGGUAUCCGGGGCUUGGAAUGAUUGGAACUAUCAGACCGACGCCGGAAGAGAAAGAAGUGGCGGAGUGGCGACCUUCUCCCGAAGAGAAGGAGUCGAGAGGACCCACUUUCGUCAUCGGCGAAAUCGAUGUUCUAAACAUCGUCCGGGCAUUGGAUCAUCGGAUUCCUCUUCCGAUCGGCCAUCUACUUUCGAUAUCAGAACAAGCUAACGAACGUAUGCUGCAGCACUGCAAAGUGAAUGGGAAACGAUUUGCCCUUGCCCGAACAGCAAACACGAAAACGAAAGGACCAGUGCCAGACGAAAAUGCCGCAGGAGUCUCCGAUCCGAUACGCAUAAGGCUAAUACAGAAAGAUGAUCACUUCCUACGAAUAAAACCUAUCCCAUGGAAAUCUGCGGAAUGCGAUAUCGAAGUAUGGGGAGUCCCGUACAAUGCAAUUAUCGAUUCGGGAGCCGCUGUUCUGGCUAUUUCGCUACGAGUAGUUGAAAGAGUAGGAAGAAAGAACGACUUAAUUAUGCUAACAGAAAAAGAUCAGCUCGUUUCCGCAGACGAAGAAAAGAUUAGAACGGCGGGACGGAUGGCCAAUGUUGCAUUUCGAUUAGGGAAGGUGCAUGCUUUGGGAGACGUCGUAGUAUUAGAUGUCAAUACUUACGACGUUCUUUUCGGCCUUCCUGCCCUGGUAGCGCUGCGAGCCAAUCUCGACUUCGAAAGACGGUCCAUUAUCCUCCGAAAUACGGGAGGGAAACCUUAUGUUGUGCCGAUGAGACUGACCCUUCGUACUACCGCUAACAUAGCCCCACGAGUUUCUCCCGCGAUGACAGGGAUCCUCCGCAUGAUUACCUGGGACAACGGGCAGACGCCCAAGGACGCAGACAACAGCGAUGAUGAUAAUGAUCCUGAAAUCCUGAAGAUGGCACGGGAACGUAUUCAUUACCCCGUGCAGCGGGAGAAUGUGGAAGCCCCAAGCAGAACUAACCAAGAUUUACAAAGAACACAGGCAAUGAUUAUGGGAGAACCUCUCGUACAGAUUUCGAGGAUGGUCGAUUCUUUGGAACCCCCUCGAACACUGUACGAAGGGAUCUCCCCUCUUCUCGCCCGAUACAACAACAAAAGGCACUACUGCGAUAUCACGGAUCUUCCGAAAUUCCUGCUGACACUUGCAAAGGAAAUUUGAUUGCUACGCUUAGGGGCAGAGAUAAAGUCUUUGGAACCCCCUGAGCGCCUCAAGAACGGACUCGGAAUCAAGAUCGCCACGAAAC
Chara braunii is the source of this 1387-nucleotide messenger RNA. The record is from the annotation of a GenBank genome assembly. NCBI's taxonomy places the organism in Eukaryota, Viridiplantae, Streptophyta, Charophyceae, Charales, Characeae.